Ornithorhynchus anatinus (platypus) is the source of this 763-nucleotide messenger RNA. It is a transcript of the gene PTS, whose product is annotated as 6-pyruvoyltetrahydropterin synthase. Gene Ontology annotation, biological process: tetrahydrobiopterin biosynthetic process. Gene Ontology annotation, cellular component: mitochondrion. The record is from RefSeq and is a predicted model, not a curated record. The transcript is spliced from 6 exons. Lineage: Eukaryota; Metazoa; Chordata; Mammalia; Monotremata; Ornithorhynchidae. Bases 40 to 477 code for a protein of 145 amino acids. Gene Ontology annotation, molecular function: 6-pyruvoyltetrahydropterin synthase activity.
AGGGGGGGAGGGGGCGUCGCCCUGGCGCGCGGCUGAGUCAUGGAGGCCGCGGGCUCGUGCCAGCGCCGCCGCGCGCGCCUUUCCCGCUCCGCCACCUUCAGCGCGUGCCACCGGCUCCACAGCAAGUCUCUGAGCGAUGAAGAGAACCUGAAACUGUUUGGAAAAUGCAACAAUCCAAAUGGCCACGGUCACAACUAUAAAGUCGUGGUGACAGUACAAGGAGAGAUCGACCCGGUCUCCGGGAUGGUCAUGAACCUGACGGACCUAAACAGGGAUAUUGAGGAGGCGAUUAUGAAACCCCUAGAUCACAAGAACCUGGAUCGGGACGUGCCCUACUUUGCGAAUGUUGUAAGCACAACCGAAAAUGUCGCUGUGUAUAUCUGGGAAAGCCUUCAGAGAUUCCUGCCAGAGGGAGCUCUCUAUAAAGUCAAAGUGUACGAAACUGACAAGAACACAGUGGUCUACAAGGGGCAGUGAUCACUUCUUGGGGAACCAAGCCUCCAUCUCAAUAUAAUUCAAGUUCACUUCUUUCGGAGCAUCUCGAGACCUUUCCGCGUGUCGAUCAGCCCCCUCGAGCAGUGUUUGUUCCCUCAUGUCUUGGGCUGCCGGGGAGGAGAAAGUAUUUGACGGGUUUCACCCGGAGGGCUGGUUUCCCCACUCCCACAGCUGUCAGAAUUGGAUUUCUACCUCCGGCGGGAGCUCGCUGUUUCCGGUUCAGGGGUAGGGUCUUCCCGGCAUUGAGAUGAAAUGAUUUAGAUCCGCA